GUUACUGAAAAAACUUAAAACCAGAAAUCUGGAACUGUAAGAGUUGACCACACCAGGCUGCUUCCAUUAUUCCAACUUUAAACAAAAAACCCCAAGAUCUCACAAUUUGUUUACUUUCUUAGAGACAACUCUGAACCUCUGCUUUACAACCUCUCUAACAGGACAAAAAAGCCUCUUAAAGUGAUGGCAUCGUCUCAAUUGAUUGGCUGAGGCAUUGCCUUGGCAGAAUAAAUUUGAAUGGUUGGCUCCCUUUACUUCUGGUUAUUGCAAAAACAGUGCAAGCCUUGAACAUAUUUUUCUUUGCAGAAAACAGCCCCUACCAUUGAAUGUAUGCCAUUCCUGGCAAGCAUAGGUGAACUAAACAAAAAGGGAGAUCGCGUAAUUAUAGCCCAUGGUGGUCGUGGCGGUUCGUUUGUGACUAACUUUCUGCCUUCUAAGGGGCAAAGCAGAAUUAUACGGAUGGAUUUGAAGCUUGUAGCUGAUUCAGGAUUGGUUGGGUUUCCAAAUGCAGGGAAAUCUUCAUUAUUGAGUCAGCUGUCUCAUGCCAAACCUAAGAUUGCAGAUUAUCCAUUCACUACCAUGAGACCAGAAAUUGGAAAGUUAAUGUACAGUGAUUACAAACAGAUAUCAGUGGCUGAUUUGCCUGGUUUGAUUGAAGGUGCACAUUUAAACAAAGGGAUGGGUCACAAGUUUCUUAAACACGUGGAGAGGACCAAGCAGCUUCUUUUCGUGGUGGAUGUGACUGGAUUUCAGCUUUCUUAUAAAGCUCCUUUGCGAACAGCUUUUGAAGCUAUACAGCUAUUAACAAAGGAGUUGGAGCUAUAUAAAGUAGAGCUUUUAUCCAAGCGUGCUGUUUUGGCUGUAAACAAAAUGGAUUUGGAGAAUGCUGAAGAGAAGUUUAAAGAUCUAAUGCAACAGCUUCAGAAACCUGAAGCUUUCUAUCAUUUAUUGCCAGAAGAGAUGAGACCCUUGAGACCAGUCCAGUUUCAGCACAUAAUCCCAGUAUCUGCAUCGACUAAAUAUGGAAUUGAAGAACUGAAAAACUGCAUUCGCAAAUCAUUAGAUGAUCAAGAUGAUCUAGAAAAUGAACAGUAUCGUCUUGAAAAAUUGCAGAGUUUACAUUCAAGUACUUUCAAAUAUACCUAGAACUAAUAAAGUCAGCAAUUAUUGGGCCAAAUCUUCCAUACUGGAGAGAUGGGAGGCUUAUACUGCCAUUCAUUUUCACAUGGGUCAGGAAGAUCAUCAGAGAAAUGUAAAAGGACUAGUUGCAAAUCAUUCGAUGAAGCUUGAUCUUAAUAAUGCUGCUGCACUUACGUGUACUUCCUCAAAUGAUUAUGAACACCCAGAAUCAUGCAGCACAAAAGGUCAUUUGAUUCUUUACAGCUAUUGCCUUUUUAAGAGCUAUUUAUUUGUGUCACAACUGUGCUUCUUAUCUGUAGGCUUGCAAAUGUUUGCUUUCAGGUAUUCAGCUAUUGCCAUUUUAAAAAGUUUUCACUAUGUCUUUUUCCACUAUGUUUUAGGUCAUUCAUUCCGUAUCAGAAUUAGUGGGGAAGUAAAAACUUGCUAUUUUCAGAACUUUCACCAUUCAGCCACACUAUCCCUCUCAUCAGCAGCAGAGUUAAAAUUGAGACCUUACAGUCCACCAUUUGAAAGGUUUAGAAACAUGACAUUGCAUGACAGAAAUUGCUUAGAAUUGACACUCUCUCCUUGGAAAAGAAGUUUGAUCAGAACGUGGUAAUUGUCCAUGGGUAUGAGAAAAAGCUAUAAGCAGCAAAUGUGUACUAGGAUGGAGUCGCAAGUGGACAAAGGAGAAUACAACAGGAGAAGGUCCACAUGGGAAUGGUUUGUUACGCAUUUUAAUGUGUUUCAAAAACCAAGUAAUAAAAAGCAAAAUAAUGAAAAAUGAAUGUGUUAACCUUAA
Molecule: messenger RNA, 1921 nt
Organism: Rhincodon typus (whale shark)
Lineage: Eukaryota; Metazoa; Chordata; Chondrichthyes; Orectolobiformes; Rhincodontidae
Gene: gtpbp10
Product: GTP-binding protein 10 (putative)
Exons: 8
Coding region: 331-1146 (271 amino acids)
Cellular component (GO): mitochondrion
Molecular function (GO): GTP binding; GTPase activity
Source: RefSeq, a predicted model, not a curated record